AUGAGUCGAAUUCUCCAAAUAUGCCUUGCCUGCACAAUAGUUGGUGUUCAAAUGUUGUUUGUGGAAGGUAAGAAGUAUAGUAUUGAUCUCAGUCAAACAUUUUGUCUCCACAAAAUGACGAGUUUCAAAGCAUAUAUAGCCGGAACAUAAGCCUUUGCUCAAAUUGCAAAUAAAUGUUUCGCAUUUCGUCGAGAAAAAGCGCCCGUGGAGUCAGGCCUUAAUACUUUGUUGUUUUCACUCUUAGUGAAAUUCAACAUGCAAGUGGACUCAUAAGGGCACACAUGAGAAAAUUAAAAGUGGAGACCUAGUUGAUUCGUGAUGAUCAAGUAUGCAUUCUAUAUCUAUUAUUUCGAAGCACACAAUUUACCAUUUCAAACCGCUGCAUGAGAUAUGUUUUUUUGUUAUGUCAAAAGAAUCAUUGUACAAUACAGUUUCAUUUAUAACCAGUUCAUUUACUCUUUAUUGCCUUAUAGAAUUAAGUAUAUAUGAACUUUUCAUAUGCCGAUCUACUAUAAAGCCCGGAUCAAACUGACGGAGGACGACUGACGCGCGAGAGUGCAUGAGAGUUGGAAUCACGCGAUCUUAGUUAGCUGUUCUCGAUGCUUUCCCAACACUAUCUGCAUGUAUUGUAUUUUAGUUGAAACAUAGUUGAAACACUCAUCACACCUGUAUUUUGUUAAUCUAGCGCUUAACAAUAGACCUUAUGCAUAAUGACGUCACAAGGCUUGAUGCCCGCGAGGAAUGCUGGUCUUGGUAGUCAUCGCCAUAUGGUCAUCGCCAAUGGUCAUCGCCCGGGAAAAUUAAACAAUUCAAAAUGGCCACUAUCGAAAUUUUCCCGAGCGAUGACUACUAAGACCAGCAUUCCUCGCGGGCAUCAAGCCCUCUGACGUCAUUAUGCAUAAGGUCUAUUCAGUCGUGACUGCUUACUCUCAUAAACUCUCAUCCUUCGUUUGACUCUAGUUGAUGGUUUGACCGUGGGCGGUUAGUGGGCCUUCAACAAAUCGAGUUUAUCUCAUUCACAUUACAUUCCGCACUUUAAACGUUCGACAUUUGAAAAACGGACAACGUAUGAUGAAUUUUUCUGGAGAGUCAUAAAAUUUCUGCAUAAUGUUUAGUUUUUUGACCACCCGAAAAUGGGAUAAGCCGCAAACUGACCCUUCCACCGUAGCUGCAUGUGCUCGGUGUUCAGACAUGGGUCAUACGGUGGCCGCUAGAGACUCCCUUAGAAAGCCUUGUCCUUUGCAAUUCGGCUUAGCUCUCAGCCGAAUGGCUAGCAUACCUCCACUUAUCAUUUGCAAUUGAUUUUCAGGAGACUGCAAUGAACGCUUCAACACUACACAAGGUGUACUAACCACAAACGGUUUUCCUAAUAGUUUGAAGUAUACAGUUUGUAUAUUCCAUAUUGACGUCGGUUCGGGAAGGAUUGAAGUGACUUUUGAGAAUGUCAGUCUGCCAGGCAAUGCCGUUGUUGGACUCGACAUAUAUAGUCCUGCAGGUGCGGCCAAGUUCUUAAAUGUGGCUCAGCUCUGCCCUGAAUCACUGGUUCUGUAUUCUAAGAGUCACAGCACUGCAAUCUUUAUUAGCAAGCCGACAAAUGUAAGCGAUAGUUACAAAGGAGUGAAACUACAUUAUAGAAGAGUUCCGGAAGGUAUGUCUGAUUCUGAUUUCGAUGUUGUAUCACUUGUAUUUUUCAGUGGAAAUGAUAAUUACGAUUUAGUUGUCAACUGCAGUGAGAAAAUAAAUUUUGAUAGUGUGCUAGUUAUGUUUUGUAUGCAAUGAAUAAAAUAGAAUACUAAGCCUUAAAAGAAGUACUUUAGAAGUGCUUUUGUCACAUAAUUUCCAAACGUAGUCUAAAUAGACCAGUUAGAAGGCCGUAAUUGGUUUCUGAGUUAUUGUAGUCUCGUAUGUCACGUAUAACUUUAUCCUUUGCUACAGGUACUUGCAAAUUUAAGUACAAGUCUUUCGUUGGCACCGAACAAGAGAUACAGAGUCGCGGUUAUCCUAAAAAUUAUGAAGCUAAUUCAACUUGCGAAUACAUCGUCGCUGCUUGUUCAAAAGACAAUGUAAUUCAGAUAAGUUUUCGAGACUUGUCAUUUGGCCCCAGGGACGUGCUUGCAGUGUACAAUGCUGAAGACAAUAGCGUUCUAUUGGGUCCACUCACUGGACCUCUAGAGGGUAUCGAAACUGGGCCUCCAAGCAGUUCUUCUGUGAAAAUUGUUGUUAAUACCAGUGCAUCUUCUUCAGCUGUGAGAAAAUAUGCAUUUGUGUUCCGGGAACUUUUGAAAGGUGAUUUGCGUUACCACAUGUAAAUUUUAAUAGACGUUAAAACGCAACAUAUUAUACCACUGAUACCAUUGACAAUAUCAUCUUGCAUUGCUCAACCACUUAACCUCAUUAUCCAAUGAAACCAUACUUUGCUUUUCCUCACUUUACCAUACCAUAUCAUACCAUCCAUAUCUUCACCUAACCAAACUAAACCAUACCAUACAAUUAGAUACCGUAUCAUAUCAUAUACCCUGCCAUCAAGCUAUACCAUACCAUACCAUACCAUACCAUACCGUACCAUACCAUACCAUACCAUACCAUACUCACAAUACUAUACCUUACAAUCCAAUUCCGUAUCAUAUAUCAUACCAUACUAUAUUAUCCCACAUCAUGUCAUAACACACCAUAAAAAUACAUACCAAAAAAUGCCGUACAAUAUCAUACUAUACAAUACCAUACCACAACAUACCGACUUCAGCUUACCUCACUAUUUUAUAACAGUACAUUAAUGCCUGUUAACCUAAGCAAAGCUAUCAUAAAGGUUCUACAUAUGCUUUCUUUUUGCUCCUUACGCAGGCAAAUGUGUGAAGGACCAUUAUGACGGUAAUCUAGGAGUCGAACAACGUGUUUCGUCUGCUGGAAGGCCAUGUUUGCACGCUGUUAGAUCCUACAAAGAAACAUGGCUGCGGCUAUGGUUCGAAUCAAUCCGUAUUUCUCCAGGAAACUUCGUCCUCCUUGCACUAAAAGACUCUAGAGGAAGAAUCAGGAUGAAUUGGAAUUUGACUUCAAACGAUUCUGGACUUGUGAGAAACUUCGAUGGUAUCAAGCAAGGGAAUUGGUUUGAGAUAGAACAAACUGCCAAUGUCUCGUUUGAUUUGAGGUUCAUGUCGUACAGUGCUGGUUAGUACGACUAAUGUAUAUUUAUUAUUUAUUACUAAGUUAUCUGUUAAAUAAAUCGUAAAUGUUUACUAUUUAUAUGAAAGAAAAGAUUCUUAAAACAAUCUAGACAGUAUUUCCAACAACAAAAGCAUGCCAAGACACACGGCAGGUCCCCGUUGCGCAUUCUCUUACCUCAAAUAUGCAUCUCUAUAAUCAAAUGCUACAUACACAACCGUGGCUAGUGAAGUAUGCCGGUAACAUUGUGACGUUACCCCCGUUUAAUUAAUAUUACAGCAUGUUACACUCCAUGGAUAUUUGGUCAGCUAUUGAGCUGAUAUGACGAUAAAUAAUAAUUUCCAUUAUUACAGACAAGUGUCCCAUCUACAAAGUAACUAAAGAAUACGAGAGUGGUUUCUCUUCGCCUGGUUAUCCUGCCAAUCUUUCUCGCAACAGUAGGUGCGAGGUUUACUUCAAAGCCGUGGACAAGACGAAGGUGAUUCACCUCAGAUUUUCAGAAUUAUUUUUAACUCCCGGAGAUGACGUCACUGUUUAUGACCCAUCUGACAGAAGUGUUAUGGCAAGGUACGAUGGGACGGAAAAUAUGCUAGUGUCUUUGACGUCGAAAGGUGAUUCCGUUCGCGUUGUCUUUACUUCGGCAGACAAUGAGACAACGGUCGGGCGACGAUUUAAACUUGCUCAUCAAGCUUUAUCUUCAGGUAACAGUAGUGUUUUCAUUGUCUUGUUAAUAGUCAAAAUAAUUGCUUGGAACCUUACCUUACCUUACCUUACCUCACCUCACCUCACCUCACCCCACCUCACCUCACCUCACCUAACCUCACUUCACCUCACCCCACCUCACCUCACCUUACCUUACCUCGUGCAUUUUCAAUUUCAGGCACCAUUUUCAAAACACUGCUGUUACCCGCAUACUGUAUACACUAGCAUCCAAUGAAUAAACUUUGUGUUUGUAGAUAAAUGUCUUGUGGAAUACGUGCCACUGGAUAAAUCAGGACAAUUUUCCUCCGUGAAUCGUUCAUGUGAAUUCAACAUUUAUUACCGUACUGCAAUAGAAAUGACUUUCAAAAACAUCGACGUUCCUCAGAACAGCACCAUUGCCGUGUUACAAGGGAUAAAAGAAUUAACAAGUUUCAAAUCUCUUGGGAAUAUUCGUUCGGAGGAUUCUGGCAAGACGAAAUAUUUUAGAAAUGUGGUAUACUCGAUUUUUUCCUUGAUAACCGUUCGCACUGAUGCAGCAAAUGUGUAUUUUCGUCUGAGUUUCAAGCCCUUUAUUUCUGGUAAGGUUUGCUAGUAUUAAGUUAGUCAGUCGGUCAGAGAGCUGGGCAUUCGGUCGGUCAGUCAGUUUUUCAAUUGGUCGUUCGGUAGAUCGGUCGAUCUGUCAGUCAGCCAGGCAGAUAGCUGGUCAGUCGGUCGAACCUGUUAGAUAGGUUAGGAGCACAGUUGAGAAUGCUCAAGAGGUUAAGAGCAGCUUAGAGCUAAGUGAAACACGCUUGAUUGGUUAAGAGCCGGCUCAAUAUAUUAAGAACCGGCUCAGAGCCAAGAUGAUGCAAUAGGUUUAGGUUAGGUUUCCAUUUAACCGCUAUAUCAUGCAUGGUCACAGUCAAGACAAGCCUCUGAAUAAGAUUAAGAAUUUAACCGCUAUACUAUCAUGCAUGGUCACAGUCAAGACAAGCCUCUGAAUAGGUUAAGAACCAGCUCGGAGCUAGCUCGGAGCAAAGACGAGCCUCUCAAUAGGCCACGAGGCAGCAUUGGGCUGUGUUGUGCCUGCUUGAUAGGUUAAAAGCCAGCUCGGAGCCAAGACGAGCUUCUCAACUAUGGGCUAGGUCCAGGAAGCAGCUUUGUGUUAUGGUGUGCCUGCUUGGUUAAACUAGGUUAAAUUAUUCCUCUUAAUUGAUAGUACAGACUAACGGAUAUAAUUUCUUUGUCAAGACCGAACUGUACUCCUCCAAGGCUCCAAUGGGACUCUACUCUCUCCAUAUUAUCCUGAAUCAUACCUACGAGACAUCGAACAGGUUUAUCAUGUGAUAGUCCCUAAUGGGCACGUGAUGCUGAACUUUACUGAAAUCCGAUUGUCUGGUGAACGAUUUUCUAACGACCAGGUGAGGAUCUAUGAUGGCAGCACUACCUCUGAAGGCGCCAGACUAGGUUACUUUGAAGGCAGAACUCCCGUGGUUGUACCUGCAUGGUUUUUUGGUUCUAGUAAUAUUAUAACUGUCACAUUUUACUCCGGCAAAGUUGAUGUUUCAAAAAGGACGUACCUGUUUAAAGCUCUGUACACAAUGAAUACCCAAGGUAUGUCAUAUUUUGUCUGGAAUAGUAAGUGCAAAUUAGAAAAUUGCUGGCAAAGCAGCUCUUCUUUGAUCAACAGGGUUGUUUCUAAUCAUAGUAUUCAUACCUUUUAUUAAGUGAAUUAUUGUGAUGCUUUAAAGUGGCCAAAUACACAUCCUGAAAGGAAUUUGACAUUGCCAGGUUGGCUUAUUAUUGUUGUUAUUUGCUUGUCGUUGUCGCUGUCGCUGUCGUCGUUGUCGUUGUCGUUGUCGUUGUCGUUGUCGUUGUCGUUGUCGUUGUCGUUGUUGUUGUUUGUUGUUGUUGUUGUUGUUGUUGUUGUUGUUGUUGUUGUUGUUGUUGUUGUUGUUGUUGUUGUUGUUGUUGUUGUUGUUGUUGUUGUUGUUGCUGCUGCUGCUGCUCUGCUGCAGUUGCUGCAGUAGCUGCAGUUGUUUCUAGCUGCAGUAGUUGCUGUAGUUGCUUUGUAACGAUGUCGUUGUUGUGUUGUCGUUUCUUUAUGAUCGUCGUCGUCGUAUGUUUAGUGUUUACUGGUGACAAUUUUUUAGUAGAAUUUUGGAUCCUAUGCUAAAUGCGUUUCACUAUCUUUUGCUGUAGGUCGAACAACGAAAUAUUUCUGUAAUAAAGAUUAUUUAAAUCCAGACUAUCAAAAUUAUAAUGUGGGUAAAUGGGUUGCGAGGAAAUGUCGUUUUGACGGAGAAUGGGAACAAGGCGCUACUUUGACGUGCAAGAGAAUAUGUCCAAAACUUGGUAAGUCUUACUGUUUAUUUUAUUGUUUUUGAAUAAUUUUAUUCCAGGGUUUAAAUGGACUAAACCGAGUGCUGAACUCCUAUGUUUAAAGAUUUUACAAAGCAUUCAUUUUCCAAAGAUUUUUUAAGCCCAAUUCGCUCCUUCCCCCAAAUGUUCACCAUGGUCAAUCGAGAGCUAUGGUCUUGAAUCGAAACUGCGCAAAAUUCAACAGGCUGCUAAAUAAUGCAGAACUGCAAUUACAUGUUGAAGCAUUAUCACCGGGCACAAACCUUCUGAAAUUUGCUUAUUAAAAGGAAGGCUGAAGAGGAGCAGGGGCGAAACUAGCCCCUUUUAAUUAGGGGGUGUCUGGCAGAAUUGCCCUGCCAAAACCAAUGAUGCCCUGCAGCGCCAAAUACUGAUACAUCAUUAAGCUACCUGUAUAAUUGAACUGCCAAUGCCAAUGUACAUGCAUACGAACUGCUUAUUGUUUGCUAGCUGUAACAAGUUACUUAAUAACUCUACAUUCUAUCAUUUAAAAUCUUUGAUUGCCCUGCCAAUCGGGAUGAUUCGUAUUUUGGCGUGGUGCCACACACUCCCUCCCCCCUCAAGUUUCGCCCCUGAUAUUAGAGGAGGCCAGUGAAGAAGUGGUACACUGCCCUGUUAAUUUCUAAUCCAAUUUAAUCGCAUUUUAGUCAAACUGUACCUGGGCAAUCCCCAUGAUCCGUCCAACAAAUUUUCGCAUUAAACGUUUGGUAUUUCUCUAAGUUAUCGUGCCGAAAGGCAAACAUGCACGUGCACACAUACACACAAACACACAUACCAACGCGAAUGAAAAUAUCAUGGCGGAGGUAAUCAUGUUAAACUUAAAAUUAACCCGAGUUCUUAAGGUCCGUUUACACUAGCUUGCAAUUUUUGCUGCGAUUUAAAGUGCGAUUUUCUUCUUCCGAUUGAUGUGAACGAGUGGAUGAGUUAUUAUUAUUAUUAUUAUUAUUAUUGAUCUUUAAACACGGUAACCUUUCACAUAGGUGAUUUUCAAAGGGCCGUGCGGAAAAUAAAUGCAUUAUAAAAGAAGGAACUAAUAAACUAAAUUAUACUUAUUUACAAAAUAUACUUAUUUACUUAUUUACUUAUUUACAAGAUGUAAUUAUUUAAUAGAUGAUGGACAGAUUUUAAACUUGUUGACUCUCUUAGGGUUUUCAACAAGUUUACUGGGAUGUUGUUCCAAUACGCUGCUCCUCUGUACGAAAAGCUAUUUUUCAAGAAAUUCGUUUUUGGUUUAGGUUGAGACAGCUUUAAAUUACUACUGCGCAGUACGUAACCAUUGUUUUCGCAAGUGUGAAAUAGUUGUGUUACGUAUUCUGGAAGCAUGCCAUUAAUCGCUUUAAAUGUCAUAAGGAGAUCUCGCUUUUUCAAAACUAAGUCAAGAGGUUUCCAGCUAAGUUUUUGAAAAAUGUCCGGAGAUCUUAUAGUAUAGUCCGAAUUUGUUAUUAUUCUUGCUGCUCGUUUCUGAAGCUUAUAUAAUUUGUCUAAGUGUGUUUGGUUGUUAUUUUGCCAAACAGUUGAACAGUAGUUAAAAUGAGGCGCGACUAAUGCGUUAUACAUAAUUUUGAGCGUAUCUAGGCCAACAAAAUCUUUGGCUUUUCUUAAAAAAUUAAUAUUUUUUGAUAUCUUGUUGCAUUGUUCUUCAUUUUGCCUAUUCCAGCUAAGUCUAUCGUCUAUAACUAUACCCAAAGCUUCCUUUUUAUAAACUCGUUCAAUUUGAUGUCCGUUUAUACUGAUUUUUGGCACGUGAUCUAAGUUUUUCAAUCGUUGCCGAGAUCCAAUAAUCAUAUAUUUGGUUUUUCGUUGUUUAAUGUUAGUUUAUUCGCUGAUAACCAUUUUUGAGCAUUUACUAGGUCUUUGUUAAGUUUGUAUUCAAUAUCUAUGGAUAAAUGCCCUUGACAUGAUAAAAUUGUGUCAUCAGCAAAUAAAUUAGAAUGUGUUGUUUCUAGGCAGUUUGGGAGGUCGUUUAUGUAAAUGAGAAAUAAUAGAGGUCCAAGAUUUGAACCCUGAUGUACUCCACAACGAAUUGUUUCAAUAUCAGAUUUACAGUUAUUUAGCAUGCAAAUUUGCUUUCUUUGAUCUAAAUACGAUUGGAACCAUUUGAGCGUGUGGUCGCGUAUCCCAUAAGCUUGUAGUUUUGACAAUAGAAUCUGGUGAUCAAUCGUAUCAAAUGCUUUUUUCAGGUCUAAGAAAAUAACCCCAUUUAUUUGACACUGGUCCAUUGAUUUCAACCACAUUUCAGUGGAUUGUAGUAACGAGUUAUGAAUGUUCAGAUGAGCCGAUGAGGGUACAUCUACUCAGAGCAUUCAUAAUCACAUCCAUCAGAAGAAGAAAAGGCUUUAAGUGUCCACCUUAAUAAACCAACGUAAUUUUUAUUUAGAUGAGAAGCUGAAAAUAAACUCCACCCUAAAGUGGGGAUAUUCUUACCGUUUUUACUAUAAUACUGACAAGCCAUUCGACGGCACACAUGUAACGUUUGACUGUCGUGGUUAUGAAUGGAUAUUGAACGGUCCUGAAACGAUCACGUGCACUUCACAUGGUAACUACUCUGCUACACCUCCAACUUGUAAGAAACGACCAGACAGAGAGACAGAUAGUUUCAGUUCAAGUAAGUUCAUGUCUGGUGUCUACCUGUAUAUACCUACCUACCUAUAUACCAACAUACCUACGUACGUACGUACGUACGUACCUACCUACCUACCUACCCACCUACCUACCUACCUACCUACCUACCUACCUACCUACCUACCUACCUACCUACCUACCUACCUACCUACCUACCUAUCUACCUACCUUCCUACCUACUGUACCUAUCUAGCUGACUAGCUACCCAGGGGUGUAGGAAGUAUCAAAAGAUUGGGGAGGCACCGGCUACCAGGGGCACUUUUGGAUAUUGAAAAGGGCACCUAAAAAUUUUUUCCCGAAAAUGUUGGCGACGGGGAGGGGGGAAAGAAAAAUGUUCCCGUCAUACUAUACCGAAAUUGCACGUUUUUUGACCAAAUUGUUUUUAAAAACAUUGAAAUUUCCAAACAAAAAGGGCACCUUUGAUGUUAAUUUAGUAUUUACAGCAACAUUAGCUUGUACAAAAAGGGCACUUUUCAUCAUAAAAAAGGGCACUUUUGGUCCUUUGAAAAAAUUGAGGGGUGGGGGGCACGUGCCCCCUGUGCCCCCGGUUCCUAGCCCCUGUACCUACCUACCUACCUACUUAUAGAUCAAAAUCUAAAGUUAUUUGUUUUCAAUUUCCUCUAGAUAAUACUUGGAAAUACGGAGCAGGAAUUGGUGGUGCAUUAUUCAUUGUCAGUAUUGUGAUUACAGUAUUAAGGGUUUGCUUCGGAUGUUUUACUUGCUGUAAUACUGCCAGCGCUAGUUCCACUUUACCAAUGACUAGUUUGAGUAGCGAGAAACUCUCUUAACUGAGUGUCCAAGUACACAUAUUAUAAAGGCCCAUUUCUACUCAAGAAAAUUUCCACGGGCAGAAAAGAAGCAUAUACUAGAAAAUUUUCUCGUUUCGGCAUAUAGCAAGGUAUCGGCUACACUUAGUUGUAGUAGCAUGGUCCUGGUGAUUCCAGCUUAUUUUUUCCUAGCCUCCAAAAUUGUGCUCUAAGCGAUGCUUUUACCUAAACAAGAAGAAGAUUAUUGCCGCGGUUACCUUUUCUUAUAUUUGCUAAUUGCUCGUAUUGCUCAAAUGUUUAUAAUCGUUUAUAGCCAAUUCAAGGAAGGUUGUCCUUUGCAAACCUUAAACUCUAAGCUUGCUAAGCAUCAUUUGAUCAGUUUAGAAAUCAUAUUUUGGGUAAAUUUCUUAGAGACGUGGUAAAUAUCUCCUUAUGGGAACAAUUCAUUCACAAAUAGCUGCAAUAUUCAACUACUGAGCUUGAAAUAUGUGUUUCCAUUAAGCUUUGCGCGCUCAGUAGAGUUUAAGGUUUAAAGAUGAUGUCCACUCCGUUCUGCGCAUCAGUUCUGCUCGUAACAAACGGGGACCCCCAGAUAUAAACAUUGCCCAAAUUUUAAAAAGUAUAGCGAACCAGAAGAAUAUUCAGUUAGUAGGCUAUAUCAUAUUUUACGAAUAUAGAACGAAUUUCCUUUGAUAUAUCCGAUUAACCAAUCAGGUGCGUUUGAUAUAUCCGAUUAACCAAUCAGGUGCCUUUGAUAUAUCCGAUUAACCAAUCAGGUGCGUACUGAGCCAAUGAGUGGUAGUGCGUGGUAGCGGUAGUAGAAGUCAAAUCUGAACCUCCAUAAUCUCAAGGUGCCCCAACCCGUGUAUGAUGCGGUGUAGAUAUAUUUCUGUGAUGAGAUGGGAGCGAUUUGUGAGUUGAAAUACAUUCAAGCUGGAGCUUAGGUUCAGACCAAUUCUUGAAAAAAUCAGCGUGACUGGGAAAAUCCCAAUGAGCUCUUUAAAAAAUCUGAAGCAAGAACUCCGGUCACUCACUAUGAGAAAAGCGAAUCAACAUGGCCAAAAUUUGACGUCCAAUAUCUAUGAAAGACGGAAAAGGCCGUAAACAGUUCUAAUACCAUUUAAUUUCCCCCCAACUAAUUCCAACGGAUCGUAUCCGUCAACAAGUUAUCAGAUCGAGAUCAAAAUACGAAAUUUCUGCGCAGAAAAAAGGACUGGAACUGACUCGAGUUGUCACUCCCAAUAUAUAUCAUAUAUGGAGCUCACUUGAAAAUCCAAACACCCCCCCCCCCC
Paramuricea clavata is the source of this 10900-nucleotide messenger RNA. The record is from the annotation of a GenBank genome assembly. NCBI's taxonomy places the organism in Eukaryota, Metazoa, Cnidaria, Anthozoa, Malacalcyonacea, Plexauridae.